Messenger RNA from Drosophila bipectinata, 3212 nucleotides. It is a transcript of the gene Ythdc1, whose product is annotated as YTH domain containing 1. The record is from RefSeq and is a predicted model, not a curated record. NCBI's taxonomy places the organism in Eukaryota, Metazoa, Arthropoda, Insecta, Diptera, Drosophilidae. Gene Ontology annotation, cellular component: nucleoplasm. Gene Ontology annotation, molecular function: N6-methyladenosine-containing RNA reader activity; mRNA binding. Gene Ontology annotation, biological process: mRNA splicing, via spliceosome; regulation of alternative mRNA splicing, via spliceosome.
ACCGAUAACCGCGAAUACAACUCUCCGACGCCAACGCUAUCUCAGCCGCUGUGACGCAGAAAAUUGUGUAAAAAUUAACUAUUUGAUUAUUUAUAGAGGGUUUGCGGCGUCAAAAGUGCUGGAAGAGUGGCCCCCAUCCGGUGUCCGAGCAGUUUUUGCCAAGAGCAGCCAGUAAACAAACGCUGCUGAUGCGCGACAUGGCGGACUUGGACGCUGUGCACCUGGGCCUCGACGAGAACGAGGCGGACAUUGCCGAGGAGCUGCAGGACUUUGAAUUCAACACCCGUAGUGAGGCCUCGGAGUCGAAUGGCGGAGACUCUUCUGACUCGGAGCCCAGCAUCAGUUCGGUGAGCACGGCCACCUCCUCGCUGGUGGGCAGUUCCAAGCGCAAGACCAAGAAGGCGACCAAGGAGGCCCCUGCCCCAGCUGCCGAAACGAAGAAGACAUCCUCGAAGAUUUCAAAGAGCAAGAGGGAACUCACACCGGAGGAAGUCAACGGCGGCAAGAAGAAGAAGGUUUCCAAAAAGACCUCUUCCGAGUCAUCAGAGAAGGAGCAGGGAAAAACGUCGUCCGGAGAAGGGCGAGAGCCACAGGCGAAAAAAUCCCGCGGUAAGAAAAGUACCACGGAAUCGGUGGGACACAAGAGCGAUAUCAGCGAAGCUGAGGACGAGAAGCCUGUUGCUCCUUCUCUGGAAUCAGACUCAGAGUCGUCAGACUCAGAUUCGGGCACGCAACACAAGAGAAACGGCGGUAACGGAGGAGCGGGACGGGGAAAGCCCAGUUCCAAGAGCUCCACUCCCGAAAAGGAUGGUGGCUCCCAAUCGCAGCCGCAAAAGGGCUACGACUACAUGACCAAGCUGAACUACCUGUUCCGCGACACGAGGUUCUUCCUGAUCAAGUCCAACAACAGCGACAACGUCCAGCUAUCCAAGAGUAAGAGCGUCUGGGCCACGCUUCCACAGAACGACGCCAAUCUGAACCAGGCCUUCAAAGAGGCCAGAAAUGUGCUGCUCAUUUUCUCGGUCAACGAGAGUGGUAAAUUUGCAGGGUUCGCUCGCAUGGCAGCCCCUUCGCGGCGCGACAUUCCUCAAGUGGCCUGGGUGCUGCCCCCCAGCAUAUCGCCCAAGGCCCUAGGCGGCGUCAUCGAGUUGGACUGGAUAUGCCGCAAGGAGCUGUCCUUCAACGCCACUCUCCACCUGCACAACAGCUGGAACGAAGGCAAGCCGGUCAAGAUUGGCCGGGAUGGCCAGGAAAUCGAGCCCAAGAUAGGCGGCGAGCUGUGCCGACUCUUCCCCGAGGACGAACAAAUCGAAUUGACGCCCAUACUCAAGAAAUCCAAGGAGACGGCCCGUGUAAUGCGUGAGAAGGGCAUCCACGUGAUUUACAAGCCGCCGCGCAGCCUCUCGACCCGAGGCCACGGCACCGGAGGGCCGAGGGGUGCGAACCACAACCAGUUGGGUCCGAUGCGGCACAAGAGGAGCUAUCACGGCGGACCGCCGCAUCACCGUCCGUAUCGCCACCAUCAUCAUCAUGGCGGCAUGGGAAUCCCGCCAGGUGGUGGCUUCAAGCGCAGUGGCUCACCCUAUCGCCAGAUGGGGGCUGGUGGUGCAGGCGGAGCACCCGGUGGUCCCGGCGAGAUGACCAUGCCCUCCUGGGAGCGCUUUAUGUCCUCGGCCGCAGCCGCCGAGGCUUAUGUGGCGGAUUAUAUGCGAAACAUGCACGGCCAACUGCCCCCGCUGCCCUUCGUGCCGCCGUUUUCCCAGCUGCCGAUCGCAGGCGGCGGCGCGGGAGCAGCUGGAGCACUGCCUCCAGGAGCUGCGGCUGCCCUGUACGAACAACUGCCUCCGCCGGUAAGGUACUACGACGGCCCGGGGCCGCCUCCCCUGCCGGACUAUCCACCGCCCCAGAGGCCACCGCCGCCCGGAUUUGACAAAACUCCCAGCUACGAGGAGUUCGCCGCCUGGAAAAACGCCGGCCUACCCACGGUCCCGCCUCCAGGCUUUCCCGUUUACGGGGGGGCUUCCAAUGGAGGCAGUAACGGGGCCGGUGGGGCAGCUGGCGGAGCCCAGGCGGCAGCGGCCGGCGUAGGCCUGGGGCCUGGUGUGGGCGGCAGUGGAGGGGGUUCGGGCAGUAUAGGUGGACCGGGUGGCUACCGGAAUCGAGAUGCCAAUAACGGAUCUUCGGGCGGUCGACGGCGGGAGUACGGCGGAAACCGCAGUGGAUCUUCGCGGGACUCGCGACCUUUUCGGGGCGACCGCGGUGGCCAGCGAAGCUAUCGGGACAACAGGCGCUAGACGAGACCGACUGCUCGCCUAGUCGGAUCUAGAUUCGGUGGAAAGUGUAAUCCUAACCCUCUCGCGUGUGAAAAUGCAAUGAGAAAUAUUGAAUGCGUAUCGGUUAUAAGAAAAGUUUAAUGAUAAUGAUAAUGAUCGCUAUCGUCUUCAAAUCGAUACAACUCUCUUUCAAGCCCUCCCCCUUUCUCUCUGUCCCCCUCGCUACCCCACCCACAUAUAAUAUAAUUUAAACAAACUUACGACAUAAGCAGAAAAUUUAAAUUUCAAUUAAAUAUUUUAAACUAAUGCUAAAAAAUACAAAACAACACGAGAGAAAUGUGAACUUUAUUUAACAGAAAGAGAGAGAGAAAGACUAAAGAGACGCCCAACAACAACUGUUACAACCAACAACAACAACAACCAUGAACGAACUUGAGUUAACACGAGCAGUGCAAUCAGUGAUGUGUGUAAAUGUGUGUGUCCCCCGAUCUAAGCCCCCUCUUGCCUCUUGCCACUAAGCCAGCCGCCCCCCAAAAGUCCCCCAAAACGAGAUUCAGCUCAAGCGGGGCACAGACCCCAUAAGAAAGACUGCCAAGGACGAUGAUCCCGUCCAGUCUCCUGGGAUCCGAUCCGACUCGUUUCGAUUCGUUUGGAUCUGCCCUAUAAGUAGUUUAAAAUUAAUGCAAUCAUAUCUUACGCCUGACUUGUCUUGCAGACAGAAGACCGUCCCAGCUAACAGACACACAUCUACCGUAACCGCCUCGGUCCGGACCUUGGUCCGGGAUCCUUCUCGAACUGUUUUGACUCCUGAAAGGUCAUAAAUCACCAUCGAUUCCAUUCAAAGACUGCCUCUAUUUCGAACUCCCUCGGAGUCCUCGACCACAUCUCUAGAAAUGACAUUUCGGACGGACGUAGGGUAUUUGCUCUGUUUCUUUGCAG